Amphibalanus amphitrite is the source of this 3989-nucleotide messenger RNA. Its product is annotated as orexin receptor type 2-like. The transcript is spliced from 7 exons. Gene Ontology annotation, cellular component: membrane. The record is from RefSeq and is a predicted model, not a curated record. Gene Ontology annotation, molecular function: neuropeptide Y receptor activity. Gene Ontology annotation, biological process: G protein-coupled receptor signaling pathway. Lineage: Eukaryota; Metazoa; Arthropoda; Thecostraca; Balanomorpha; Balanidae. The coding region runs from base 775 to 2061 and encodes 428 amino acids.
CAGUCGGUGGGUGGAUCCGGCAGCAGUCGGGUCGGCCACGGACGGCGCCGUCAAGAUAUCACGACAGUGACACCGAGUGUCGAGCUAUCGAGAGAAGAGGUGGCGUGAGUCACAGGUAGAACUGAGUCGGGACUGAUCGAGAGGAAGGAUGCUUGUGGCUUGGGCGUCUGAAAGUGGAAAAGACUCGAUCAAAAUUGACACACAGCAUAACUCUAUAGCGGCUACAAAAGUGAUCUUAAAUAUUGCUAGCUUUGACAGCUUUGCAGCAGGUGACUGUACUAUCUAACUGGUCCACCUUUUGCUCAUAAAAUCAGCUACGAUCAAACAAAGUAGGAUAGUGCUCUUCGUCGUCCCACAAGUGGCGUAUAAAUCGAUUUACGGAGAAGCGCCGCUGCUGGCGUCCAAUUACCGGGACUAAGCUAGUGUUCGGUGGUUCAUGAAGAUUGAGCGCAGCAGAAGACGGACCGCGAACCAUCAGGUUCGGUUGAUAGCGCAACUCAUCUUCCAUAGUCGUUGUCUUUGACCAGGGACAGCCUGCUGGGGCUUUUGGCUGACUAGGAGAUACGCCAAUCGUGCUGGCAUUGAAGCGCUCAGAUAGUGACCCUAACAAACUGAUGCUAGCUUUCUGUUAAUUGACGUCAAGAGAACCGACAGACGUGGGUUGACAGCCAUUCACUGGGGCGUAUCAUCCAGCUGUCAGAGCUCUUGACCCGUCUCAGAAGGAAUCUCACCCCUUGGACAGCCCUCGUCUUCAGCAUCCGCUCCUCCGUGACCAUGGAGCUGCCGUCGCCCUCCCCGGACACCACCGGCCCGUCCACCACCGCCGCCGUCUCCAUCCCCAUGGAAACCACCACCGAGUCGGACGAGGAAAAGAUGCGUCAGAUCCUCGAGAGCAUCUGGCCGAAACCGCAGUUCUGGGUGCUGAUCGUCUGUCACCUGAUAGUCUUCGUCGUCGGCCUCAUCGGCAACGCGCUCGUCUGCAUCGCCGUCUGCCGCAACCACACGAUGCGGACGGUGACCAACAUCUUCAUCGUCAACCUGGCCGUGGCUGACUUCCUGGUGCUGCUGUUCUGCAUGCCGCUGACGGUGCCGGUCGACAUCACACAGACAUGGUUCUUCGGCAGCGUCUGUUGCAAGGUCAUCACCUCACUUCAGAUGAUGUCGGUGGCUGUGUCGGUGCUCACGCUGGCGUUCAUCUCCCUGGACCGGUGGUACGCCCUGUGCCACCCUCUGCGGUUCCGAGCCACCGCGCGAUGGGCCAAAAAGGCCAUCGCUCUCAUCUGGAUACUCUCGAUCAUGAUUGGCACGCCGUACAUGGUGUGGAGCGAAGUGCACCCGUACGACUGGAGUCCCAAGGGCACCGUCUACUUCUCCUCGUGCGCCACCACCUGGGGCGCUCAGAUGGAGCUCUACUCGGCCAUCUUCAACUUCGUCUGCCUCUAUCUGCUGCCGUUGUGCUUCAUGCUCUUCACCUACUGCCAGAUCGUGCGCGUCCUGUGGAAACCGGCCAUCCCCGGCCACCCCGAGUCGCGGGACUACUCGGCUAUCUCUGGAUCAGACGGCAGGAACAGCUCGCACGGCGGCUCAGGUCACGACACCGUCUCGGCUCACAUACGCUCCCGGCGCAAGGCCGCCAAAAUGCUGGUCGUCGUCGUCAUCAUAUUCGCCUUUUGUCUUCUGUGUGUUCAUCUCAUCAUCGUAAUCAGAGCCGCGCUGGGGGAAAGCUGGAAGCAGGAGGAUGACAUCAAAGGUCAGCUGCAGCAGGCGGCCGUCUGUAUCGCUCACUGGCUGUUCUACUUCAACAGCGCCGUCAACCCAAUCAUCUACAACUUUAUGAGCAGCAAGUUUCGCCGGGAGUUCCGUAAGGCGAUGUGCCGCUCCUGGCAGCCUCCUCCGUCUCGCCAGCUGGAUGACAGCAGGUCUCACGCCGUCAACAGCUCCCUGCUGGACCGGCGAUCCAACUGCACUGUGACGCUAUCCACCACAAGUAGUAGGAAGUCACGGCGCAUGCUGAUGGUCAAACCGGCGACCAACAACCCCAGUAAGGAAACCAAGCUGUAGCUGGAUGUCACGACAGAGGAGAGGGUGGAUGACCGGCCGAUGACGUGUGGAAAUCGAAACGGUCUGACAUUGUCAGCAGGCUUCAGCAGCGUGAAUAUCCUCUUCGAAAGGAGACGUGCCCGCUGCGCAGAACAGCGCAAACCGUUGUUGACAGCUCAGAACGGUGGUUGCGAUGGUUAUCUCCGCGAACGAGUGGCUCCGCGGUUAUCUCCGCGAACGAUGAUCAGCACAGAGUGGCCAGUAAGGAUAUGACGGUUGUAUAUGAUGGUGUCGUGACGGUGAAAGCUCGGUGUUUGGGCCUGAGCACACGCGGAGCGAUAGGCGCCAGUACCCUGACGUGUUUUGGAACUGUCAAUGACAGGCGGUAAGGAUUGACACGUGUGCAUUUGCGGAUAUUUUAUGAUAGUGAACUGUGAAGAGAUAAUGACCUUGACAAUAGGAAAUUAUAAAGCCACGUGAACUGUAUAUAAAGGUGGCCCGAUGAUGACAACAGUGAAGGAAUCUUACGAACUACGCUAUACAGUCGUAAAUAUCAGACAAUAGCAACGCCAUUCGUGAUGGAUGUGCGCACAAAACCGAGUGAAUUCAUUCUCACUCCGAAUGAGAUCGCCGAGAGUGUAUUUAGCCGUACUCAGAGAAAAGCUCAGGCCUUGAGCCAGACUGCUCAAACAGCGCAAAAAUGGCGGUCGGACACUUGACCGGCCUGAAACAGCAGAGUGCUCUUGACCGAAACUUUGUCGAGAAGUUCAAGGAACUCUGAAGAGCGGCUCAGAGCUUGAGCAUCGUACACAGUAAAGACGCAACAGCGGGCGCGUCAGUUACUGCAGCCCGAACUGAACCUCAGUGCGACGGUGUCAUGUCUGUGACCAGCGCCGAUACCAGUGUCGGCCUGAUCUGUGUGACACACACCGCGCUGUGUCUGUUUCCGUCACUGUGACCCUACCACAGAGAGGUCCUUCCGUGAUGUGACUCUUCCGGAUGUGCCCUUAGCCAACAGACUAGCGCCAGCCGAGCCGCUACCCGGCCAGGGCCAUCCGCCGCCCGCUGCGAGUGACAGUAUCUAUUUCCGAUGGGCGGAGCGGUUCAAUCUCAGUUCACUCUGUCUGACAGUACUGCACGCCAAAAACUCGCUCGUCUCGAUAGUCGAGAAAUAACUCGAUCCGUCGAAUCAAUGUGGAAGUGAAGUGAAUUUUGUCUUCUCGCAUGCUGGUGUGACAAAUGAAAGACACUGUCAAUAUGUCGGAAUUUAACUAACCGUUGAAAAGUACAUAUGAAUUACUGUUCGAUUGUUCCAUUGGAAGUGUGUCGCUGAAUGUUUCCAAUGUGUUUUGCGGCAUUUUGAUGCCGUGAACAGGGGAAAGACACUUGGUGUGACGUUUAUGUGUGUGUAUUAGUGUCGAAAUGUGUUAAAUGGCACAAACUACUUUUAUGGGAAUGUAAAUGUUCGAUGGAUUUUCUGUAUUGUUUGUGUCGUGUUUGAUGUAAAACAGGAUGCGUUCACUUGAUGUUUCAUGAAGCAAGGUCAGUAUUUCAUCGUAUCUAUCGGUAUCCACCGAUUGAAGAUUUAAAUAAUUGAGUUACGUCAUGCGUAGUAUUUUCUACGCUUAAGUUUUAGAGUUUCAUGAAUUAUCUAUAAAUAUUUUCGCUGUUCUGUUAUCAGCAUUUUUAAAAACACAAUAUAUAUGCCAAUAACUAGAAAAGAAAACACGCCAGAGCCUACAUUUGAGCUAGACCCGCAUCUCAUCAGAGUCAGCAUGAGGACAUGGACGUAAUCGGUAAUCAAGCAAUGUUUUACCGUUAGAUGUUAGUAAAGAAAGUGAAUGAGAGACAGAGAGAGAGAGAGAGAGAGAGAGAGAGAGAGAGAGAGAGAGAGAGAGAGAGAGAGAGAGAGAGAGAGAGAGAGAGAGAGAGAGAGAGAGAGAGAGAGA